CAAGGGGCUAGUCCCGCCCGCGGGGACCGGGGCUGCUCGGAGCAGGUUUAAAGAUGGCGGCGGAGGCGGCGGCGGCACGGAGUGGGAGGCGGUUUCCGUGAAGCGGCCGCGGCAGCGCUCCCCCACCCCCAUCCCCGCCCCGGGCUCGGGCAGGAGGAGCGGCGGGGACCCCGGGAAUGGCCCAGGUUGAAAGAAGAAAAGGAGAGCUGCUUGUCCAGUGAAGAUGCAGUCUUAGUCUUCAGCUAUUUAAGCUGAAUGCAUUGUGAUUUCCAAUAAUUGAGACAGUGAUUCUGAAAGCUGUCUACAUUAAUGAAAAGAACAAUGUAGUCAGCUUAACUGAAUCAUCAGUGUUGCAUAUUGAAUAGAACAUGAUAAACCUAUCUUGAUGGACUUAUGCAUGUUAGGAAUAUAGAUAUAUACAUUUAUUUAAAGCAUUUUUUAAAAACAGUAGUUUUGCAGUUUUAAAUAUGGAGAAAUACGAAAAUGUACCUCCCCUCCCUAAAGAACCUGCAAGAGAAAUGAAUGUGGAGAAUCAUACUUGUCCCCCACCUCUGCCGCCUAAUGAACAGCCUCCACCACCUCCCCUGCAAACGUCCAGUGACGCAGAGGUAAUGGACGUUAGCUCUGGUGGUGAUGGACAGUCAGAUACCCCUGCCGGGGACACGCACAGUAUCUGCAGAACACAGCUUCUCACAAAGGGAUCUGCCUGCUACAAAAGUCGUCUUAUAAUAGACCCUAACAGUAGUGACCAAAGCCCAAGAACUGCUCGUCAUGCACCUUCAGUUCGAAAGUUCACCCCAGAUCUUAAGUUACUUAAGGAUGUAAAGAUUAGCGUUAGCUUUACGGAAAGCUGUAAAAGCAAAGAUAGAAAAGUUCUGUACACUGGAGUUGAGCAAGAUUAUAAGGCAGAUACAGAUUUUGGUAUUAAUAAUGUCAAUGGGGAUUUGCAUGUUUGUCCUUUUGCUGGUAGUAAUGGUAAAGCUGUAGGAACAGGGGGUGAAAAUGAUGACAAGAAGGAUGAUGAAAAUGAUACUGAUCAGGAAAAGAGAGUGGAAUAUGCAGUUCUGGAUGAAUUGGAAGAUUUUACCGAUAAUUUGAUGGAAAUAGAUGAAGAAGGAGGAGGGUUCACAUCUAAAGCAAUUGUUCAAAGAGAUAAAGUGGAUGAAGAAACCUUGAAUUACUCCUACGAGGACGAUUUUGAUAAUGAUGUGGAUGCUCUUCUGGAAGAGGGUCUUCGAGCACCCAAAACACGGAGACUAGAAAAUGAGAAAUACGGCGGUGAAAGUGAUCACCAGUCUGAUGGAGAAACAAGCGUGCAGCCUAUGAUGACCAAAAUUAAAACUGUACUUAAAAGUCGUGGCCGCCCUCCUACAGAACCUUUGCCAGAUGGAUGGAUCAUGACAUUCCAUAACUCAGGCAUUCCUGUAUAUCUGCACAGAGAAUCUAGAGUUGUUACCUGGUCUAGACCUUAUUUCUUGGGAACAGGAAGCAUAAGGAAACAUGAUCCUCCCCUUAGUAGCAUUCCCUGUUUGCAUUACAAAAAAAUGAAGGAAAAUGAGGAAAGGGAACAAAACAAUGACAUAACCCCAAAUGGGGAAGUAUCGCCCAUAAAGCACAUAGAUAAAUCUUCAGAACUGGACUGCCAAACAGAAGAGCCAGAUUCCACUGCUGCUGAUUCUGGGCCUUUAGAUGACAAAGACCCCUCAGGGGGAGAUGCAGCACAAGGAGCCUUAGGACAAGUUAAGGCCAAAGUUGAAGUAUGUAAAGAUGAAUCUGUAGACCUGGAGGAUUUUAGACGCUACCUGGAAAAGCGUUUUGACUUUGAACAAGUUACUGUAAAGAAGUUCAGAACCUGGGCCGAGAGACGGCAAUUCAAUCGUGAAAUGAAGCGGAAGCAGGCAGAAUCGGAGCGGCCUAUUCUGCCUGCCAAUCAGAAACUCAUUACCUUGUCUGUGCAGGACGCACCCACAAAGAAAGAGUUUGUCAUUAAUCCCAAUGGGAAGUCUGAAGUUUGCAUACUGCAUGAAUAUAUGCAACGAGUCCUAAAGGUUCGCCCUGUUUACAAUUUCUUUGAAUGUGAGAACCCAAGUGAGCCUUUUGGAGCCUCAGUGAUUAUUGAUGGAGUGACUUAUGGGGCUGGAACUGCCAGCAGCAAAAAACUUGCCAAGAAUAAAGCUGCUCGAGCUACACUGGAAAUCCUUAUUCCUGACUUUGUUAAACAGACCUCUGAGGAGAAGCCCAAAGACAGUGAAGAACUUGAGUAUUUUAACCAUAUCAGUAUUGAGGACUCACGGGUAUAUGAACUGACCAGUAAAGCUGGACUCUUGUCUCCAUAUCAGAUUCUCCAUGAGUGCCUUAAAAGAAACCAUGGAAUGGGUGACACAUCCAUAAAGUUUGAAGUGAUUCCUGGUAAAAAUCAGAAGAGUGAAUAUGUCAUGACUUGUGGCAAGCACACAGUGCGAGGCUGGUGCAAAAACAAAAGAGUGGGGAAACAAUUAGCUUCUCAGAAAAUCCUACAGCUACUGCAUCCACAUGUGAAAAAUUGGGGCUCUCUUUUGCGUAUGUAUGGUAGAGAGAGUAGCAAGAUGGUUAAACAGGAAACAUCUGAUAAAAGCGUGAUAGAACUUCAGCAGUAUGCCAAAAAGAACAAGCCAAAUCUGCACAUCCUGAACAAGUUACAGGAAGAAAUGAAAAAACUGGCACAAGAAAGAGAGGAAACACGAAAGAAACCCAAGAUGACAAUAGUAGAAUCAGCUCAGCCUGGUAGUGAACCUCUGUGUACUGUUGAUGUGUAAUGAGAAAUCUUACAAGUGGGGAGCAAUAACAUAAAUGGAGGAACUAGAUUUUCAACAAUUAUUUAAAAAUCUGUUUGCUGCAGAAUGCAAGAUAACUUUAAAUCCAAGCUGCUUCAGUUAUGCAUUGUUCUUUUUGCAUCAUCAGGGCAAUAUUACAUUUUCCUUUAUUCUUUUCUUUCUUAUUUUCCUUUUUUUUUUUCUUUUUUUUACCUCUGAUAUGUAUGUUUAAAGGAUUGAUCAUAAAGAUCUCUACUUGGGCAAAUGCACAGAGAACAGGCAUGUUCACACAGGAUGAACUCAAGCAAGCACUUUUUCCUUGAAAGUCAUCCACGCUGUUUGAAACGGAUGUGUUUUAAGGAUCAAAUUCAGAAUAUCUAUGUACAGGUUGAAGCUGAUACUAUAUAUAUAUAUGUAUACAUAUAUAUGAAAUAUAUAUACACCUUCUUGUAUGAACAUGCCUACAACUAUUUUUGUGAAAAGUUUUGUUGCAUUUCAGCACAUAAUAAUAUGCACUGAUAAGACACUUUGGUGACAAAUACAUGAAAGUGAUGAGCAAUGUUUCUAAUGCCAUAAGAUUAGGCCAGUAAUGCUGUUUCUUUUUUGUUUGUUUGUUUUGUCUCCUGCUAGGCAUAGUUAUUCAAGAUCACAGUAAGCAGGUUUGGGGUUUUUUGGGGUGGGAGGCUUUUUUUUUUUUUUUUUUUUUUUUUUUUUUUUUUUUUUACUUGAAAAGAACAAGUGUACCUGGUAGUGUUAAGAGCAACAAGCUGAAUAUCCCAAAUUGUUGGGCUUUAUUAUAAUUGAAAGAACCUAUGAUUGUUUACAGAUCAAUUGAAAGUGGAAAAUAUGGCCCUAUUUAUUUGAUUAGAAUAAAAACUGUAAUUAAGUUUGCCACUUGAAAGGCUGUUUUCAAAGCUUGGAGCCAAAAUGUAACUGAAGAUAGUUGACAGUCUGAAAAUAUUUUGCCAAUGCAUUGUUUAAAGAUGUUCCACUCCCUCUCCCCAGCAAUAAAACAGUUUCUCAUUUUUUGGAGUCAGAAUACAUCUGACUUGAUGAAUUAAGUCUUAAGUAAUUUGUACCAUAAAAGCAAAGAAUUUUAAAAGAACUUUGAGGAAUCUGAAAUAACUGCAGCAAUUUUACUUUUUAAUUGUUUUUACUUUUUUAUUACAUUUUAGUUUUUGAAGAAAAAGUGUAACUUCUGCAGAGAAAAUUAGAAUGUAGAUUUGGAAUACGACAUAGAGUAAGGAGUAGAAUGAGACCAUAACAACCCGUACUGAUUAACAUGAAAUCAUGAAUAUGCAAAUAUUUUGAAAUACAAUCUUAGAAAACAGGCAGUACUCACUAUGUCAUAUGAGGCUUUAAUAAAUUAAGCACAGAAGAAAUACUUUUGGCUGUAGUGAAAGCACUGCUUUUCUGUGGGUUUUUCUAUUGUUUUUUUCCUCUUUAUUUGAGGUUCUUUACUGGGUGAUUGCAGUAAGUCUUCUCUUAAAACCAUCUUUUGUGGGUUCUUUGGUUUGUUCUUAAACAAGAGUGAAAACCAAGUUGGUGGUAGAGCUUCAAUGCUUUAUCCAAGAGUUGUAAGUUGUACUGCUACAUUUUAUACUCGUGUAAGAGUGAAAGAGGUCAGUUCUUUAUAAUUGCUGCAGCUCCUGGUACUUAUCUGGACAGUGAUUUUUUUUUUUUUUUAAACCAUGUUACAUAUAGUGUAUUGCAGUAUAAUGAAUUGUGCCUACUGGAUUUUAACAAUAUUGGCAUCAGUAUUGUCAGACCUCCUUUAAUAUCACCUCUGUUAUUUUGGAAAUCUGUGGAUUUUAAUUUUCAUCACAAACUAAUGUUUUGUAAUAUGUUGCUUAUAAUGUCUGAGGUUAAAUAGGAGUGUUUGAAGAGUCUUGGAGUCUUACCUAUUUCUGUGUCUGAGCGAUAAGCUCAGAGGUCUCUGCAAAGAUGAAGUCACCCAUUCGUUCAUUAUUAUAUUUAGCUUUUCAGUUCUGCAAGUUGUAAAUCCUGAUAGAACAGGAUACGGGUAGUUGGAAGACUAUACAUAAAUUAUUAUUUAAAGAAGUGGCCUAUCUAAAAAAACAAAAAAACACUGCCUCUGCUUUUUUUUAGUAUAGCUUUAAUAAAUCUCCAUCUUUGAAAGGUAUAUAAUAUUGGUGCAGUACUGACAAACAGUGGUUGCUGUUUGUCUCUCUCUUUUUUUUCCAUAAAGACAGGGCUUGUAUCUUCUAUGCCUAAAUGUAUUAACUGUGUUAGGUAGGUUUUACUUCAGCUUAUGUCUUUUCAGCAGAAAAAUCUGUACCUGGAUAGCACUGUAAAAGACAAAUCACCCUUGUAGAUCUUUAUUUUUCUGAAAUCAGAAUGUCAGUGUUUUUGCAGGUCACCUGCAGAAUAUCCAUAGAUGCCUCACUUACAAAUUUGUUUUUAUUAUUUUUAAGAGGAUUGCUGUAUUACCUCAGUCUACCACUAUCUGAAUCAUAAGAAGGUGACCAUUGCCCUUAAUUAAAACAUCCAGAGAUUUCAUUGUGAACCAAAGCCUAGAACAUAUUAUGCAUUCUAAAAAAAAAAAAAAAAUAAGAAAAAGAAAAAAGAAGAAAAAGGAUGGUAUUAGACCUUGCUGCAGCCUUUAACUGGAGAGAUGUCCAGAAAAUAGCGCAAUAACUGCUGGAACAAACAACUUAACUGCUGUUUAUUGUCAUUGUGAAGUAUUCUUGUGUUUUAAUGUUUACUAUUGUUUGGAGUGUAACAGUCUUGCAUUUGCACAUAAGCACGAGCUGCUGUGAUAGAGGAUAGAUCAUUGCAUUAACUUCAGCUUCUGCAUGAACACUUACAGUGUGAUUCAAGAUGUAUCCUAAACUUGUCUUGUAACUCUUGUGUGUUUUCUAGGUAAUCGACUGUAAAGGUUUAGAUCUUGAUUGUAUGAAUGCAUAAAACAACUGCUGCUUUUGUCACUGAUAUUUGUUCUUUAUCCCUCCCGUAUCCCAAGAAAGAUGGGUAUUUUUAUAGGGAUGGAGUGUAUGUUUAAGAACAGUUCCAUCCUUUGGGAGUUAGACAGUUUUUGCUUUGCAUAUUAUGUGCUUCUCGACAAAAGUGUGGUAUAUUGACUUUAAGGGUUAAAUUAGUGUGCAUUCAAAUCUUUAUGGUACUGAUGGAAAACUUACUGUGACUUCCAGUGAAUAGUCAGAUGCUACCUAUUUAAACACCGGUCAUUCAGCUUUUUCUUACAUAUUUAUUAAACAAAACUGAUGAAGUAGCUGGGUACUCAGAUGCUUGGAAAGACUAUUAUGCAUAAACUUACCUGUUGUAUGUAAACUUCCACUUUCCUGUGAUGCUGUUAGGCUUUAUACAAACAUACAUAUUGUAACAUCAGGUAUUUAACAGCCUCAUGACAUCCUGUUAUCUCUCUAGACUGUACUUUGAUUCUGGAGUAAAAUUCAGAAAGUAAUAGCCUCCUCACUUCCUGUGGGAAGUUACGUGAAGUGCAAGAAGCCAUGCUGUUCUUAACCAAAUAAAAUGAUCAGUUACAGUAUUCUGAGGUAUGUCUGAGAAGGGAAAGUGAAAAACAAAAUAAAAUCCAUUCUUAUUGCCCAAGUAGAUAACAAUGGUUGCUAUAUGAAUUGUAUUGGGUGCAGUUGCUUGAUGCCAGUGCUAAAUUAGUACAACUAUAAAGCCUCAUUUUCACUGAGCCUCUGCUUGCUUUUUUUUCUGCACAAUCAUAUAAGCCUAUGUGUUUGGUCUUUGAGUACUACAUGUGUAUUUUUCAGACAAUUAGUUUUGAGCAAUAAAGUUUGAUAUUAUAAAAA
Molecule: messenger RNA, 6592 nt
Organism: Dromaius novaehollandiae (emu)
Lineage: Eukaryota; Metazoa; Chordata; Aves; Casuariiformes; Dromaiidae
Gene: DGCR8
Product: DGCR8 microprocessor complex subunit
Exons: 14
Coding region: 468-2795 (775 amino acids)
Biological process (GO): primary miRNA processing
Cellular component (GO): microprocessor complex
Molecular function (GO): primary miRNA binding; double-stranded RNA binding; heme binding
Source: RefSeq, a predicted model, not a curated record